AUGUACGAAGAACCUCCCGCAGCUCCAGGCAGCGGCGGCAGUCCAGGCGGCGGCGGCGGCGGAGGAGGCGGCGGUUCGACCGCUGCACCCGGCGCGGCUGCAGCUUCCACGACGUCGUCCACAUCUCCCGCCUCCACAUCCUCGAAUCCGGCAGGACAGACUGGCCCGUUACACAUACCGGCCAAGCGUCUUGGCGGUGGCACGACGGCAGGUUACGAUUGCCCCGAGCCCGGUGUUAUUCGGCAUUCACAUCCGGCACCUUGGACCGCUUAUUCGGAGAGCCAUUCCGGAUUCGAUCCUCAUCAGUACAAUGCCCCUACAUAUUACAACCUGCCGGGCGAAGCACGAGAUGGCCCGGGUGGACGCAAAACUGGUCCACUAUCAUUUUGGUCGCCCGCGGCAUCCUCUGGUUACGGUACGGCCUCUGCUCCGUCAGAUUCAGCAUGCCAGCAAGGCUUCUCUGGUCAAGGAUAUUGGAACUACGGCGGUCGCCAUCCUGCAGCACCAGAACCGCCUCAACCUGUUCCAUACCUUGCACCUUCCGAAGACAGGAGAGCUGCUGUCAUUGCAGCAGAAAGUGCAGGAUUUCCUCACGACGGCUACGGCUCGCUGAGGAAUUAUGCUGCUCCAGAACCAGUUGCUGCAGCACCAUAUCCUCCUCCAGUGAUGUGGGGAUCCCCCCCGUCCGGUUUGUUCCCCGCAGGUUCGCUGUCUGUGGGCUGCGGGUCUGGAAACCCUCUCGAAUGGACCGGUCAGGUGACCGUUCGCAAGAAGCGCAAACCAUACUCCAAGUUCCAGACGCUCGAACUGGAAAAGGAGUUUCUCUUCAAUGCGUACGUUUCGAAGCAAAAGCGCUGGGAGUUAGCACGAAACCUGAAUCUGACAGAAAGGCAAGUCAAGAUUUGGUUUCAGAAUCGACGCAUGAAAAACAAGAAGAAUUCGCAACGGCAGGCGGCUCAAGCGCAAAACAACAACAACAGUGCGAGUGCGAACAAUCACAACCACAACAGUCACAGCGGUCACCACGCCAAUGGGCACCACCACGCGCACCACGGCCUGGCGCCGCAUUUGGGGGCGCACAGUGCGGCCAGCAAGCUGUUGCAGUGACCCGCGUACUAUCACGGGCAGCACGGGGUCGCGGCGGGCUUGCACCAUCAUCAACAUUAUCAGCAGCAACAUCAACAGGGCUUGCCGUUGCCGUUGCCCGGCACCCAUUCUGCCGCUCAUUCUGCCGCCCAGGUGCCACAGUGAGGACGUUAUGCCAUGCGCGAACGCGGACACUCCUUUGUACAUAGUCAUUACCUUAAAUUUUACUAAAUAUUAUUAACUGUACCUAAAUGUAGACAUUUCUGAUUUCAUUUUCGUCAGAACUUCGUCAUUGUGUAUGUAAGAUAUAGUGUCAAAUUAUUGUUUAUCGUUUUGUUUAAUGGUGGAUUGAAAACGACAGCAACGGGCUUGACGUCUUUGUGCGCGGGCCGGAUGAUUAGCAAUGAUUGUUUUAAUUUUAUAGGACGAUUCUUAGUUUUACUUUUAACGUUUAGGUUCACGU
Molecule: messenger RNA, 1549 nt
Organism: Ctenocephalides felis (cat flea)
Lineage: Eukaryota; Metazoa; Arthropoda; Insecta; Siphonaptera; Pulicidae
Gene: Abd-B
Product: homeobox protein abdominal-B
Exons: 2
Coding region: 1-1107 (368 amino acids)
Biological process (GO): regulation of transcription by RNA polymerase II
Cellular component (GO): nucleus
Molecular function (GO): DNA-binding transcription factor activity, RNA polymerase II-specific; RNA polymerase II cis-regulatory region sequence-specific DNA binding
Source: RefSeq, a predicted model, not a curated record